This is a messenger RNA of Protobothrops mucrosquamatus (brown spotted pit viper), 3981 nucleotides long. RefSeq names its product NPC1 like intracellular cholesterol transporter 1 (gene NPC1L1). The record is from RefSeq and is a predicted model, not a curated record. Gene Ontology annotation, molecular function: lipid carrier activity. Bases 1 to 3981 code for a protein of 1326 amino acids. Lineage: Eukaryota; Metazoa; Chordata; Lepidosauria; Squamata; Viperidae. Gene Ontology annotation, cellular component: membrane. The transcript is spliced from 19 exons.
AUGCUGCAGAUAGUCCUGUUUGCCUUAGUGGUGCUCAGCGCCAGUCUGGACCUGAUGACUGAGGCUGCUGCUUUGACCGAAAUCCAUCAGGCAGGAUACUGCGCCUUCUAUGGUGACUGUGGCAACAAUCCUGAAGUUGGGCCUGGGCUCAUCCAGCGCAAUGUGCCCUGCCUUUCCAACACCCCAGCCCGGCUGGUCCAUGGCCCCCACCUCAGCUUCCUGAAGAAGGUCUGCCCGAUGCUGUUCAAGGGAGCCUCCAGCACCUACGCCUGCUGCUCGCAAGAGCAGUUAUACUUCUUGGAGAAGGGCCUCUCGCUGACCUGGGCCAUUCUGUCUCGCUGCCCAGCCUGCAAGGAGAACUUUUCCAACAUCCACUGCCAAAACGUCUGCAGCCCAGACCAGAGCCUGUUCAUCAACGUCACCCGGUACUUCAAUCACACCAUCCUGAAUGUUCCGGUGAAGGGCGUGCUGGAGUUCCAGUGUUACUACAACCAGCAGUUUGCUGAGGGAAUCUUUCAGUCAUGCCAGGGAGUCAGGUUGCCAGCCACUGGAGAUUAUGUCACGAGUGCCUCAUGUGGCAAGUACGGGGCAGCUGCAUGCAACACUCAGCGAUGGUUAGAUUUCCAAGGUGAUACAAGCAAUGGGAUGGUCCCUGUGGCCGUCUCCUUCCAGCUGAAACCAGGGGACUGGGCAACUGAGGAGAGAAAGAUUUUGCCACUCAAUACAACAGUCUGGAAAUGCAGUGAGGCUGUAAAUAAUAGCACAAAGUGCUCCUGCUCGGACUGUGAACAGUCGUGUCCGGCCAUCCAGCUUCCUCCUUCUGAAUAUCAGCCCUUCAAAGUGGGGAGAAUGGAUGGGGUCCUGUUUGUCUGUGUCCUUCUCUUUGGUGUUAUUGCACUAUCAUUUAUGGCCUUGCUGCUGUGGCAAAGGUGCCCCUCGUCUGAGAAGCAAAAGGGACACAACAGAGAGGAUGCCGUGACUAAGUUGACUGUCUCUGAGAAAGUGAGUCAGGCCAUGUAUGAUUUCUUAGUUGAGGCCUUCAGCAGUUGGGGCACAUGGGUGGCCUCUAAUCCCAUCAAAGUCAUUAUCAUUUCUCUAGCCAUUGUGGUAGGACUUUCCAGUGGAAUGAUCUGGAUGCAACUCACCACGGACCCUCUGGAGCUCUGGGCCUCUCCUGACAGCCAGGCCCGGCAGGAAAAAACACUCUACGAGAAGCACUUUGGGCCCUUCUUCCGGACCAACCAAAUCAUCCUGACAGCCAAGAACCGCUCAAGCCACAUUUAUGAUUCUCUUUUUUGGGGCAAGAAGAACUUUAGUGGGGUCCUCUCUAAAGAGGUGCUACUGGACCUGAUGGACUUGCAAAUCAAACUGCAGGACUUGAAGAUCUGGUCUGAAAAGCAUCAUCAGAACAUCACCUUGCAGGACAUUUGCUAUGCACCUCUGAAUCCCCAGAAUGCCAGUCUCUCGGACUGCUGUGUUAAUAGUCUUUUGCAGUUCUUCCAGAACAAUCACACCCUCCUGGAGAGGAAAGCCAACCAGACCGUGGGGAAGAUGAAUGGCACGGUUGACUGGAGAGACCACUUCCUUUACUGCAUCCACUCUCCAGCCUCUUUUCAAGAUAUCACAGAGCUGAAGCUGAGCUGUAUGGCAGACUACGGAGCCCCCGUGUUCCCCUUCCUGGCUGUAGGUGGUUACUCAGGGUUGGAGUACUCCGAAGCAGAAGCUCUCAUCCUCACCUUCUCCUUGAACAACUUUCUCUCCAGUGACCCACGUUCUGACUUUGUGCUGUUGUGGGAGAAGCAUUUCCUGAAGGUGGUACAGGAAUUUCAGAAAAAUCACACCGAGACAUAUGCCAUCGCCUACAUGGCAGAGCGCUCCCUAGAGGAUGAAGUGAGCAGAACCACGUGGGAAGACCUCCCCAUCUUUGCUGUCAGCUACCUGGUGAUCUUCAUAUACAUCACGGUGGCCCUCGGAGAAUACUCCAGCUGCAGGAACAUCUUGGUGGACGCCAAGGUGACCCUUGCUCUGGGAGGCAUUGUGGUGGUGCUGGGGGCUGUGCUGUCAUCUCUGGGCUUCUACAGCUUUGUAGGGCUGCCCUCGUCCCUCAUCAUUAUCGAAGUGGUGCCCUUUCUGGUGUUGGCGGUUGGUGCUGAUAAUAUCUUCAUCUUUGUGUUGGGACACCAGCAAUCCCAGCCAGCGGCUGGGGAGACCCCGGAGCAGCAUCUUGGGCGCACUUUGGGCAAGGUUGCCCCCAGCAUGCUCCUGUGCAGCCUCUCUGAAGUCGUCUGCUUCUUCCUGGGGGCCCUGACCCCCAUGCCUGCGGUCCAGACUUUUGCCCUCUCCGCAGCCCUGGCAGUCUUCUUCGUCUUCCUGCUCCAGAUGUCACUCUUUGUGGCGUUGAUGUCCCUCGAUAUCCGCAGACAGAAGGCCUCUCGGGCCGAUCUCUGCUGCUGCCUCCGCCUGGCUGAGUGCGACUCCGUGAAGCCACACGAGGGGCUCCUCCGCACAUUCAUGCGCAAGAUCUACACGCCAGCCUUGCUCGGCAGCAGCAUGGUCCGGGCUCUGGUGGUGCUGCUCUUUGCCCUGCUUUUCUGUGCUGGCAUCUACCUGACAUUCCACAUCGAUGUGGGGUUGGAGCAAGAACUGGCGGUACCCCAGGACUCCUACAUGCUGCAGUUCUUCCAGUUUUUCAACCAAUAUUUUAUGGUGGGUGCCCCAACCUUCUUUGUUGCCACUGGUGGCUACAACUACUCCACAGUGCCCGGAAUGAAUGGCAUCUGUUCCAGUUCUGGGUGUAAUAAUAACUCCAUGAUGCAGAAGAUCCAAAUAGCCACCAGGUUCCCUGAGAAGUACUUUCUGGCCAUUCCUGCUUCUUCCUGGGUAGAUGACUUCAUUGACUGGUUGAACCCUUUAACCAAAUGUUGCCGCAUUUACAGUUCUGGCCCUGACAAGGGCAAGUUCUGUCCCUCAACCAUCGACUCCCUUUCCUGCACUUUCACCAAAUGCAUGGGCAGCUUGCAAGGCACCCUCCGGCCAAACCCAGAAGAGUUCAACAAAUUUCUGCCCUGGUUCCUCCAUGACAUACCCAACCUCAACUGUCCCAAGGGGGGCCUUGGAGCUUAUGACACAUCGGUGCAUCUGGGCUCUGAUGGGCAGAUCUUGGCUUCCCGGUUCAUGGCCUACCACACACCCCUGAGGAACUCUCAGCAGCACACGGCAGCGCUAAAGGCGAUGCGGCAGUUGGCAGCUAAUAUUACAGCUACUUUGAGGGAAGUCCCCGGCACUGAUCCAAACUUCCAGGUCUUCCCAUACACAAUCACCUAUGUGUUUUAUGAACAGUACCUGACUAUCACCACCGUUGGCAUCAUCAACUUGGCCCUGUGCCUGGUGCCCACCUUUGCAGUCUGUUACAUCCUGCUGGGCCUGGACCUGCGCUCAGCCUUCAUUAAUCUGCUUACCAUCAUCAUGAUUAUUGUGGACACUGUGGGUGCCAUGAAUCUUUGGGGAAUCUCCUACAAUGCCGUCUCCCUCAUCAACUUGGUCACAGCAGUGGGCAUCUCUGUGGAAUUUGUCUCCCACAUCACCCACUCAUUUGCUAUCAGCAAACAAUCUACCAAACUAGAACGCUCCCGAGAAGCCACAAUCAACAUGGGAAGUGCGGUGUUUGCCGGUGUGGCAAUGACCAACUUGCCAGGCAUUGUGGUCCUGGCAUUUGCUAAGGCUCAAGUGAUCCAACUCUUCUUCUUCCGCCUGAACCUCAUCAUCACACUCCUAGGAACGCUGCACGGCCUGGUGUUUCUGCCUGUCAUCCUCAGCUACUUUGGGCCUUCGGUCUGUCAAGCAAGGCCAGAGCUGCAGCCAAGAAUGGACAACCCCUCCGUUCCUUCAGAAGGCAACGAAGUUCCUGACGUCGACCAGACCACUCUGCAUCACAGCCCGGCUACAGCCACAAGUCGUGACCUGGGCAAAGCUGGCCUCUAG